Messenger RNA from Encephalitozoon cuniculi GB-M1, 546 nucleotides. RefSeq lists its product as uncharacterized. Bases 1 to 546 code for a protein of 181 amino acids. The transcript has a single exon. Lineage: Eukaryota; Fungi; Microsporidia; Unikaryonidae. The record is from RefSeq and is marked provisional.
AUGGAUGAAAGCGAAGCCUUGGUGGGGGAGUUUGUUAGGAUGUUGAUGGACAACCACAGGAGAUCGAUUCCGACAAGAAAACAGAAUGUUAGGGCUCUGCUCAAGGUCAAGCCGAAGGAGAUGGCGACGCUUGUAGAGUCUUCCAAGAAGUAUUUGGUGAGGCUGGGGCUUGAGUUGGUUGGAAUCGAUAAAGCAGGCAUUGUUGAUCUCCCAGUGGCUGAAAAGUACUUCGUCAGAAGGCUUCGGCCCUCGGGUGACACUGCAGUAUGGUCGGAAGAGGAGUUCAGAAGACUGGUUAUGACAUUCGCCCUAGUGAUACUGGAGCAGGGAUCGGUGGAGAUGUCCAGACUAUGGUUUUUUCUGCAAAAGACGGAAAUGUUUCAAGAUGAAGACGAUUUCUCUGGGUUCCUGAAGCGAGCAAAGGACCAGGGAUAUCUCUCUUCUUCCAAGGUCGAGGAGAGCCUCAGCAUUGUCCUUGGAUGGAGGUACUACUGCGAUCUCGGCAGCUUCAGUCCCAGGGAAUACUUCUGGAACCGCAGACAUUGA